This is a messenger RNA of Stegodyphus dumicola, 4621 nucleotides long. RefSeq lists its product as uncharacterized. NCBI's taxonomy places the organism in Eukaryota, Metazoa, Arthropoda, Arachnida, Araneae, Eresidae. The record is from RefSeq and is a predicted model, not a curated record.
AAUGAGAAGAGCACUUAUUUUAAAUAUGGUACGGAGUUAUAUUUUCUUCGAAUUCAAAUUUUUGUGAAGAACACUGCUCCAUAUAUUACACCUAUUUCAAUGCAAUUUUUCACUAAACUCAAACAUCAGAAAGAAAAAAAAAUUCUUUGGUUUCAAAAACUUCUAGUUGGGUUUUCAGACUUCUUGAGGUAGAGGUCACUUAGUGACUAUUCUCUUCGUUCCAGAUGACACUUACGGAAAAGAGAUGUCAGUUGCAAUCCAAGAACCGAGCGAGAAACCAUUUCGUGUACCUGGCUAUGCAGGAUACGUGCCUGGCCUAAAGUAUUCAUUUGGACACACUUAUGGAUAUGCUGAAAGCCAACUCUUUAAAUCUCAACAUCCAGGGAACAGAAAAGGGUCGAAUCUCUUGGAAAAACUAACACCUGCUGAAGCUCUUCGGUCUCCUGCAUUUCAUGCUGUUGAAAGCGCUUGCCUUGAAAGAAAUAACGUGCACCAGAAAUUAUCAAAAUUUCCUGAAAACCAAAGAAAAGUACAGUGGACGGACACAAAUGCUCAGCGACGUGCUAUGCAAACAUCGAAUGCUGAAACCCAGCAGCAAGAUGUUGCCAUCCAAGUCCCAAGUGAAGGAAGUGUGGAAGAAGAUGAAGAAAGAGAAAGAUUACGAAGUGCUGCAACACAAUGGAGCGACCCAGACACAUACAAGAAAGGGAAACAUAAUGCUGCAACUCAGUGGUCGCCUAUUGAUAUUUUUCCUCUGAAAUCUAUCCCAGGGUAUACAGGUCAUUUACCGGGAAGACAGUAUGUGAAUCCUGGCAAGACGUUUUCCCAAGAAGUAGAUACUCUGUUAACAACUUUUCACCCGAAAUCAGCAGCAGUACUUCCAAUAUCUAGGCAUCAUUUCACUUCAGCACUGCAACAAAUAACGGAAAAGAAACAGAAGGACGACCCAUACUUUGACAACAGACCACCUUCAACGUAUGCGAAUAAUUAUCCUAUACCAGGAUACCAAGGCUUUGUUCCCCGUGUACGAACAUCUACUUCUUCCUUAGGUAUUCGAUACAUAAAAGCAGUUGAAAGAAGUCUUCAUUCUCUACAUGAACAAAAAAACCGUCAGAAAAAACAAGAAGGAACUGAUGAAGAUGAUACGGGAAAUUCUCCCAAAAAACUGCUUGAUAAACGACCACUUCACACACCAAGACACAGACCUCAACCAAAACAACGGGAUUCGGACGAGAAUGAUUGGAGACUUAUUUAUAAAAGACCUCCAUCUACGUAUCUUGAUAACGUUAAAACGUAUAUUCCCGGGUAUAAAGGUUAUAUUCCACAUCUGAAGGCAUCCCCCAAUGCAGUGGGUGUUCGUUAUAGCAAAGCAGCUAUCAGGUGUCUUGAAGCGAGUAAACCUUCUAAUAAAUUAGAGCAAUCCAAUUCCAAAUUGCAACCAUCAAAGGUGCAGGCGCACACAGCUCAAGCGCACACAGUUCAUACGCAAACAGCUAUAUCACUACCAACUCAGGCUUCCGCUAAAACUAUAGAAAACAAAGAAGUAACACCUCUAGACUUGGAACAGAAAUAUGAAGAUGAAAUCAUAGACAAUAAAGAAAAUGCUGUUGAUCUAGAUUCCGACAGCUCUGUCGAUGGCGAAACUGAAGAAAUGAAUGCAGAAAAGGAUAACCGUAUUCAACGAAGAACAACUUCAGAACGGCCGUAUAGGGAAGAACUUUCAGACUUUCUAAAACAUAGAAAACCAUCUACUUACAGAACUAAAGAACGCACUCCUAUACCUGGAUAUCAGGGAUUUGUACCACGCCUGAGGGACUCCCCAACUACUCUAGGGCUUCGAUAUACAAAGGCAGCUCUCAAAACUCUUUCAGAUAUACACAAAAACAGAUCAUAACAUAAUUAUUCAAGGAAUUUUCCUUUCUAGGAUUUUUUUAUAAAUACCAGAUUAUUGAAGGAAAUUUGGAAACAAAAAACACUAAAAAUUAUUUAACUCUCUUUUUAUUCACAUAAGUACUAAAACUUGGGGCCAUGUUUAGUUGGCAUAGGUAAUUUGGUAUUCAUAGGUAAGUAAUAUCAUUGCAUUUCAAGGUAUUGUUUAUAUAAGGAUUACAGUACCCACUACGGUGAACGAUAAAAAUUAUAAAUGGAAUUAACAACUAAAUCUUACAUUAAAUAUACAAUGUUUCUCAUGAAUGUAAAUAGUAAUAAAGUAAAAUAGUAAUAAAAAACUAAUAAAGUAUUAAACUUUUCAGUUUAUUAGAGAUGCAUUACUAAAGCAUCGAAUUAAAAUAGCUAACGCGAAAUAAAAUGUAUCUGUUUAAAAGUACAGUAGAGGAAAAAAAUAAUAAUACUGCCAGAAGCAAAUAAUAUUCAAAGUUAUUUGUAAAUCUGGUAGAAUUACGUUUCAUUUAAACGAGAAAUAUUAUACAAUAUUAAAAAUUUCUCACAAAGGAUUCAUUCAAAAUUAACUAUUUUAGGGAAAAAAGGAAACAAGUACAAGCUUUAAAUUAAAUUUCUUUUCCUCAGAAUAUUUUUGAUGAAGAAAAAUACACUAUGUAAUGUAAAUUUCCAUUUUAUGAAAUAAUUGUUGCUUUUUACUGAUUAAAUGUACUUCAUGUAAUCACAUUAUUGUUGUAUAUAAUCAUUGACAACAUUUUAUUCAUAAUAUAUAAACCUUCAUAUGAUCAACGAAUUUAAAUAAAUAUAGUGUCAUUGAAUUAAAACAUUGCUUGAAAUUUCACCCAAAUCAUUGAUAUCGUUUCUUAAAUAAACUCUUAAAGUCAUUUGUUUUCUUGUUCUGUGGACAUACUUCGUAUCAAGAGUCUGUUGAGACCACAGAGGCAGAUUUUGAAUCGGACAGAAAAAGAUAACUUGAGCGGGAAUUCGCUCUUCCUAAAUUUUGAUAAAAAUCUCUACUCAUAUCGCUAUUAAACAAAAAUGUCAUAUCAUAUAUUUAGCAUUAAAUAAUUUCUGCUGACAUUUAACAUUUUGACAUAUUUUCUUCCUGCCAAGACGUCUAAAUUUAAAACUUUCGUUGCAUAUCUACUUUUAAAAAUUUGUAUUAAUGUUCUUAAAAAAUUAAUUACUUUAAAAACUUAGCUUAAACAUAUGUACAAAUCGUAAAUAGUUCGUGCAUUAGUUUAAGAAAGCAUUUCACUUAUUAGCGUUGUAAUUAAUUAGGAGUAUAUAAAAAAGAAACAGAAAUACUUUAUUGCGUAAUAGGUUGUAGCUUUCCUUUCAUCAUAUAUUAUGGGUUCAAAAUGAAAUUGUUUCUUCAGGCUCUAAAUAUACCUCAGUAUCUGCAUGUAUUUAAUAGCAGAAGCAGUGCAUUAUCGGCAAGCAUAGAUUGUACUAAAAAGUUUUCUACUCAUGAUACAGCUACUCUUGAACUUUCGUGUAAUAAGUUUUAUUCCAUCGUAUGGAGAGUUUUCUCUCAUAGUGCUAAUAAUUGCUUACGUAAAGUGAAAAAAAAUUACUAGUUUUCAGAUUAUUACUUUUUAUAAAUAGAGAGAUUUUUCACAAAUGCUGAAAAACGUCACAUUUUAAGUAAUAUUCAAUUUACCAUUGCAUUUAAUUUAAGAGUUUUUAAAAUAAGACAUGAGGAUUACAUCAAUUACGAGUAUAAGAAAAGUAGGAAGUUUUUGUCUCUAAUAACGUACAAUUUCUGUUUACAGUUCCACAACUGAGAUUCAGAUUUGAAAAGACUACGAAAUACAUUUUCCCUUUUACACAUUUUCAUUAUGAGGUAUUGAUAUUCUAAUAGCUAAUCUUAAAGUAUAAUUUUAGUGCGUUUCCUACAAUUUAUAAUAAAGUUGAAAAUAAUUAAAACAAUACUUCAAAACAAAGUGCCACCAAGCUUUAUUAGCAAAUAUUACGAACACUCUAACAUUUUUGAUCUCAUGUAACAACACAUUCCUUUCAUUUAUUUCUUGCAAAAAUUCAUAAAAUGAUAAAAUUAAUUAAAAUAUUGAGACAAAUUAAAUAUACAAACUUAUUUGCUAGGCUAAUGAGAGCAGAAAAACAAGCUGCAGUUAAGCGUACAAAUGCAAUCAUUCCCAGCUAUAUAUCAUCCGAAAGGAACCACAACAAUAAAUAAAUUAAUUAAUUAAAUUAAAAUGUAUCUUUCCUGGAACAGAAAACAUUUGAAAAGUGUUUUUGAUUUCAGCUACUACACAGCUUCGUAUGAUUUACGAAAAUGAUUCUUUCCUUGUGAAUAUUUUAUACCCUACUACUCUUUUAUGAUAAUUCUGACUUUCAUAACAACAGGGAUACAAUUGUUUGUAAAUGAAAAAAUUUUAUUUUUCUCAUAAUGAAUCAAUAUUGUAAGAGUAUCGUGUAUAUACUCUAUCAAAAAUACAAAAAGCUCGACUACGCCUAUUGAAAGUAAGCGUUGUUUGAAGCAUUUCGUACAUAGUUAGAACGUCAAAGAGAAAAAAAGCAUUAAGAAGCAUCUACAAAAAAUUAAGCGCUCAAAUACUUGGCGUCCAAGUUGCUGUCGCCUCCAGUCAUGAAGAAGUAUCUGUGAGAUAAAUAUUUCGACUCUUGUCUUAUUAAUGCCAUGCAUACACAUUUGUAAAAAAGGAUAGCAAUACAAUAGUAACAGUACAGAUAUAUUGUAUAU